This is a messenger RNA of Triticum dicoccoides, 2186 nucleotides long. Its product is annotated as palmitoyl-acyl carrier protein thioesterase, chloroplastic-like. The record is from RefSeq and is a predicted model, not a curated record. Gene Ontology annotation, molecular function: acyl carrier activity; fatty acyl-[ACP] hydrolase activity. Gene Ontology annotation, biological process: fatty acid biosynthetic process. NCBI's taxonomy places the organism in Eukaryota, Viridiplantae, Streptophyta, Magnoliopsida, Poales, Poaceae. The coding region runs from base 407 to 1690 and encodes 427 amino acids. The transcript has 8 exons.
CUUCCUCCUCCCCUCCCGUCGUGGCCGCCUCGCCUCGCAAACAGAGAGAGAAAGAGAGAAAGAGAGGAAAAAAACUCAUCUGCCCCCCGACUCUCUCUCUCGCUCUAUCCCUUUCCUCUUCUCUCUCCUUCUCGUGGUGUGUGAGGUGGCGAGGUAGAGGAAGCAGCGGAGACCACACGAAUCCCCCCACCGCCCUCGCGCCCCCCCUCCCCUCCCAGCGCGGCACCACCACCAACCUCGCCUCUCCCGGCGCGGCGCGGCGAGAGGAGCGGAGCCGAGCGCCGCCGGAGCCGGCGGCGGGUCUGGGUCAGGUCCGGCCUCGUCCGUCCCGCGGAGGCGGCGGCAGCGCGCGCGCGCGCGGUUGGAGCGUAAUCUUGGUUUCCUGAAGCUGUAGUACGGCUGUGUCAUGGCGGGGUCUGUUGCCGCCUCGGGGUUCUUCCCCACGCCGGGCUCUUCCCCGGCUGCGUUGGCUAGAGGCUCCAAGAACAUGUCUGGUGAAUUACCUGAGACUUUGAGUGUCCGUGGGAUGGUUGCAAAGCCAAACACGCCGCCCGCGUCCAUGCAAGUCAAGGCUCGGGCCCAAGCACUUCCCAAGGUUAACGGCUCUAAGGUUAACCUCAAGACUACAGGCUCAGACAAGGAGGAUACAGUGCCUUACACUUCCUCAAAGACGUUCUAUAACCAACUGCCCGACUGGAGCAUGCUUCUUGCAGCUGUCACGACCAUCUUCCUGGCCGCAGAGAAGCAGUGGACGAUGCUUGAUUGGAAGCCCAAGAGACCUGACAUGCUUGUUGACACAUUUGGCUUUGGUAGAAUCAUCCAGGAUGGGCUGGUGUUUAGGCAGAACUUCUUGAUUAGGUCCUACGAGAUUGGUGCAGAUCGUACAGCUUCUAUAGAGACGUUAAUGAAUCAUUUACAGGAAACAGCUCUUAAUCAUGUGAAAACUGCUGGUCUCCUUGGAGAUGGUUUUGGCGCUACGCCGGAGAUGAGUAAACGGAACUUGAUCUGGGUUGUCAGCAAAAUUCAGCUUCUUGUAGAGCAUUAUCCCUCAUGGGAAGAUAUGGUCCAAGUUGACACAUGGGUAGCUUCUGCUGGAAAAAAUGGAAUGCGUCGAGAUUGGCAUAUCCGUGACUACAAUUCGGGCAGAACAAUCUUGAAAGCUACAAGUGUUUGGGUUAUGAUGAAUAAGACCACUAGAAGACUUUCAAAAAUGCCAGAUGAAGUUAGAGGUGAAAUAGGGCCGCACUUUAACGACCGUUCUGCCAUAACAGAGGAGCAGGGUGAAAAGUUGGCUAAGCCAAGGAACAAAGUUGUGGACCCUGCCAACAAGCAGUUCAUAAGGAAGGGGCUUACUCCCAAGUGGGGUGACCUUGACGUGAACCAACAUGUGAACAAUGUGAAGUAUAUUGGGUGGAUCCUUGAGAGUGCCCCGAUUUCAAUACUGGAAAAGCAUGAGCUUGCAAGCAUGACACUGGAUUACAGGAAGGAGUGUUGCCGUGACAGCGUGCUGCAGUCACUGACCAACGUUUCGGGCGAAUGCGUGGAUGGCAGCCCAGACUCUGCCAUCCAGUGCGACCAUUUGCUCCAGCUGGAGUCUGGAGCUGAUGUGGUCAAGGCUCACACAACUUGGCGGCCAAAGCGAGCGCACGGCGAAGGAAACCUCGGGCUGUUCCCGGUCGAGAGUGCGUAACCGCGUCAAAUGUUAAAUACGGCAAGCAUGGGUUGUUAUGAGAUGCAAAUUCUAAUCUUGCCGGGGAUAAAUGGUUGAUUGAAGGAAUUAUUUUGUGCCGGAGAUAAGCCAAGCCACACACAUUCUGAUUCGGGGAGUGCAACGAACAUGGUGGCAGCUUGUUCAAACUGUUUUGGGAGGAAAUGGUGGAAUUUGACAGCCUUGGGUGGAACGAGGAGCUUCACUGGUGGUACUGUAGUAAUUUGGUGGAUGGGGAAUGGUGAAAUUUCGAGUAUGGGAGAAGGCUGGGGCUUGUGUGUGGUGAUAGUGGUUUGAGCUGAUUGGUGAAGGAAGGAAAGGAAGGCUGCAGCGGCGGCGGCUGGGAUUGUUUGUGUUUUUUGACAUGUGUUUGGAUGCGGAGCGAAAUGGAUAAAUAAUUUGUGUACUAAGUUAGCCCAGAUGUGUGUGUGUGUGGAGGCGGAAUCCUAUCCCUUGUAACAGCCUGAUGAUUUGUACA